AUGAUAGUAAAGAAAAAUGAAGGUAAGUAUGCUGGUAAUGAAGAUUAAGCUAAGGUUGCUCUUCUAUAGUACCUUGAUUUAAACUACUCGAAUUGGUUUUUAUCAACCUCAAGCAAUCAGAUAUAAAUUGAUAUCCCAAAAUACAAAAAUAAAUUGUCUGAAUCCAAUGAAGAAAAAGCUUUUCUUUUGGAGAAAGAUACUAAAUGGAGAUAGAUAAACCUUAGUGUAAAAAACGAGUAGAUAUUCAUAGAGUAUUAGCAAAGUUUACUACUGAUAAAACAGAAUACCAAAUAGAAAAGAGAAUCAGAUGUAGUUCGCAUUCCUAUUGAUCAAAUUAGUAGAAUCAGCAGGAUUUAAAUUGUACAUAAUAGACAAGCUAUUACUGUAGAGUAUAGCAAGAGUUAGUAUCAGAUAGGUUUCAAUGGUUCAGAAAGCUGUUAUAAGUGGAAAAAUAUGCUUAAAAAGGAGUAUAACAGAGUUAAAUAUCAGAAAAUGCAUCUAAUCAAAUUUGGAAAUUAAGAACUGAGCUAAAGUGAAAUAAUACCUUUGUAUACGGAUAUGAUAGAUGAUGAUAGAAAAUUUAUGAAUGAGAAAAAAGCUAGGACUAUAAUGUCAAAGAUUGAAUCUGAUAGGAAAACUGAAGAUUCAUAGAUGAGUGAGAAAUCAUCUGAUGGUGUUUUUGAAACUGAUAUGAGUGUUAGAUAAAGUUAUGAAAUGUUUGGAAGUAAUAGGUUAAAUAAAUUACUCACAGUUACUAGUUAGAAUGAUGAGCUUUUUGAGGAAGCUAAGACAUUAAAUAAAGAUAUAAAGCAAGGAUUAGAGUAGUACCCAUACCAUAGAUCAAUGAAAAGCUUAAACACAACUACAAACAGUCGACUAUAUUUUACUUCUAAUGAUAAAUCACAAUAAAACUUCUAGGGUAUUAUUAUAACCUAUAAUGUUGCUAAUAUUUUAAUAGAGGAAUUGAAAGAAGGCUAGAUUGGCAAUCUCAAAAUAAUUAACGAAAAUUUAUAAGAAGUACCUCAGAAUAUUUAAGAACUUAUUAAAAAUCUUAAAAAUAUUGACCACCCUAUGUCUGAUGACCCUAAGAAUAAAUUGCUUUAUGAAAAGAAAAUCGAUUAGAAUGCUAGAUAUGCAUAAACUCUGGGACUUGACUAUAAAAUCCAUAGAGAUCUUAGCUAAUUAAGAGGGACAAUCACUCUAGCUUUAUCAAAGUGA
Molecule: messenger RNA, 1218 nt
Organism: Stylonychia lemnae
Lineage: Eukaryota; Ciliophora; Spirotrichea; Sporadotrichida; Oxytrichidae
Source: the annotation of a GenBank genome assembly